Molecule: messenger RNA, 582 nt
Organism: Colletotrichum lupini
Lineage: Eukaryota; Fungi; Ascomycota; Sordariomycetes; Glomerellales; Glomerellaceae
Exons: 6
Coding region: 1-582 (193 amino acids)
Source: RefSeq, a predicted model, not a curated record
AUGGCCAGGGCAACUCUUUCACUAUUCCGACUCUUUGCUCCUCUAGCAAAGUCGAUCUGGAAGCACGACUCGGGUGAUGGUAGGGAGUGGAACUGGCAUUUGUACGAAUACGGACGGAGGCUGUCGGCGGUUUUGGGUGGGUUCUUCUGGCGGACGGACGGAUGGGAAGGGACUGGGUUUUGGGAUUCAUUUUCUGCCAUUGGUCAGUUUUGCGGAACGGUUUUCCCCUCCAACUUUCUUUCUUUUCUUUCCCCUGACUUCUUUCACGCUCUUGACAGUGGGUCGUUACAUCUCACGAAUCAGUCCAAGUCGCAGAGCAACGACAAGUUGUCACGUGGAAAGACGACUAGAUCUGAAAGGGAACCGGAGGAGAGCUACCCCUGUGGAAAACUUGGACGAUUCACAUUGUCUGAUGUCGUUCCGUCUUGCAAAUCUGCCUUGAUCGAUUCUCGAUGGGUGGUUAUUGGCAAAUAUCUCGCCGAAAAGCAGAAUGGCGCAAUCCACUACACCACCUCUCGAGUUGUACCAUCACCACUUACAACAACUCUAGAGGACUUUCACUUGACGCUCACCUAUCUGUAA